Purpureocillium lilacinum is the source of this 1155-nucleotide messenger RNA. Its product is annotated as protein kinase A regulatory subunit. The record is from RefSeq and is a predicted model, not a curated record. Gene Ontology annotation, biological process: regulation of protein phosphorylation. Gene Ontology annotation, molecular function: cAMP-dependent protein kinase regulator activity. Gene Ontology annotation, cellular component: cAMP-dependent protein kinase complex. Lineage: Eukaryota; Fungi; Ascomycota; Sordariomycetes; Hypocreales; Ophiocordycipitaceae.
AUGUCUGGCCCGUUCACAAGCCCGUUUGGGGCCAACGCCAACCCGUUUGGCGCCGAUCGCUCCAACACUAUGCAACGCGUCGCCGAGGAGGACGAAAACGACACCGUUGGUGCCACGAUCGGGCCUGGCAGCGGUUCUCUGUUCUCUGGUACCUUCGGGGGCGACGCCUCGACCGAAGGCCCGUCCUCGCUGCGACACACGCAGGGUCCCGACAGCUACCCUGCCCAGUACAACUUUGCGCGCCGCACGUCUGUGUCUGCGGAGUCGCUGAAACCCAGCGCCGAUACGUAUGACAAUUGGUCGCCGCCUUUCCACGAAAAGACUCCCGAGCAAAUCGAGCGGCUGAAGCAUGCCAUCGAAGGCAACUUUCUCUUCAGUCAUCUGGACGAGGACCAGAGCGCGCAGAUUCUCGGGGCUCUGGUUGAGAAGCCCAUUCCUGCCAAGGGCAUCAAGAUCAUCAGCCAGGGUGACGCCGGCGACUUCUUCUAUGUCGUCGAGAAAGGCUCGUUUGACGUCCACGUGAACCCCAGCGGCACCAUCCAGCCUGGGCCGGAUGGCCUCGGCGAAAAGGUUGGAAACAUCCAGGCUGGCGGUUCGUUCGGUGAGCUCGCGCUCAUGUACAACGCGCCCCGCGCAGCGACGGUCAUCUCUGUGGAACCUGGAUGCACCCUUUGGGCUCUGGACAGGGUCACGUUCCGCCGAAUUCUCAUGGAGUCAACCUUUGCCAGGAGACGGAUGUACGAGAGCUUCCUCGAGGAAGUACCUCUCCUCUCUUCCUUGACACCCUACGAGCGCUCCAAGAUUGCCGAUGCUCUGGAGACGCAAAAGUUUGCCCCGGGAGAGAUCAUCAUCAAGGAAGGAGACCCCGGCCACUCUUUUUACCUCUUGGAAUUUGGCGAGGCGGACGCGUACAAGGGAGACCCCAGCAACAAGGUGCUUCAUUACAAAAAGGGCGACUUCUUUGGCGAGCUGGCCCUGCUCAACGACGCGCCUCGAGCCGCUAGCGUCGCUGCCACGACGGACGUCAAGGUGGCGACAUUGGGCAAGAACGCCUUCCAGAGACUGCUCGGCCCCGUCGAGGGUCUCUUGCGGAGGACUAGGUAUCAGGGGGUCAAGACGGGCGUGGAGGAGAUGGAUCCGCUUCACAGAGAGUAA